Lutra lutra (Eurasian river otter) is the source of this 1689-nucleotide messenger RNA. It is a transcript of the gene MVB12B, whose product is annotated as multivesicular body subunit 12B. Gene Ontology annotation, biological process: virus maturation; regulation of epidermal growth factor receptor signaling pathway; viral budding. The coding region runs from base 300 to 1253 and encodes 317 amino acids. NCBI's taxonomy places the organism in Eukaryota, Metazoa, Chordata, Mammalia, Carnivora, Mustelidae. The transcript is spliced from 10 exons. Gene Ontology annotation, cellular component: late endosome; ESCRT I complex. The record is from RefSeq and is a predicted model, not a curated record.
GCGCGGGCUCCGGACGCGAGGGCUCCCGCUCCCUCCUCCCGCCGGAGCCAGCCUCGGGCGCCCGGCGCCUCCCCCGGAGCCAGCGCCAGAGCCGGGAGGCCCGGAGCGCGGCCCGCCGAGGGAGCCGCCGCCGUCGUUGUCGCUGCUGCCCGUGCCGCCACCGCCGCCAGGCCGCGCCCCGCCCCUGCCGCCGCCGCCGCCGCCGCCGCCGCCGCUCCCUGGUGAGGCUCGCGCUCGAGCUGCGGCGCCGGCCCCGCCGCCUGGGCCCCGGGCCCGGCCCCUCCCGCGCCGCCCGGGCGAUGAGAAGCUGCUUCUGCGUGAGACGGAGCCGGGACCCGCCGCCGCCGCAGCCGCCGCCGCCCCAGCGGGGAACAGACCAAUCCACCAUGCCUGAAGUCAAAGACCUUUCAGAAGCUUUGCCAGAGACGUCGAUGGAUCCCAUCACAGGAGUGGGGGUGGUGGCUUCUCGGAACCGAGCCCCAACCGGCUAUGAUGUAGUCGCACAGACAGCAGAUGGUGUGGAUGCUGACCUCUGGAAAGACGGCUUAUUUAAAUCCAAGGUUACCAGAUACCUGUGUUUCACAAGAUCAUUUUCCAAAGAAAAUAGUCAUUUAGGGAACGUGUUAGUGGAUAUGAAGCUCAUUGACAUCAAGGACACUCUGCCCGUAGGCUUCAUCCCAAUUCAGGAGACGAUGGACACACAGGAAUUGGCUUUUAGAAAAAAGAGGCUGUGCAUUAAAUUUAUCCCACGGGAUUCAACUGAAGCCGCUAUCUGUGACAUUCGGAUCAUGGGCCGGACCAAGCAGGCCCCUCCUCAGUACACAUUUAUCGGGGAACUGAACAGCAUGGGGAUCUGGUACCGAAUGGGCAAAGUACCGAGGAACCAUGACUCAUCUCAACCCACAACGCCUUCCCAGUCAUCAGCUGCUUCCACCCCGGCCCCCAACCUCCCCAGGCACAUCUCACUAACGCUCCCUGCUACCUUCCGAGGCAGGAACAGCACUCGGGCUGACUAUGAGUACCAGCACUCCAAUCUGUAUGCCAUAUCAGCAAUGGAUGGUGUGCCUUUCAUGAUCUCGGAGAAGUUUUCCUGCGUUCCAGAAAGUAUGCAGCCCUUUGAUCUCUUGGGAAUUACCAUCAAAUCUCUGGCAGAAAUUGAAAAGGAGUAUGAAUACAGCUUCCGCACGGAGCAGAGCGCGGCCGCCCGGCUCCCGCCCAGCCCCACCCGGUGUCAACAGAUCCCCCAGUCCUGAGGGGCCGGCCACCACCCUGUCCCCAUGAGGAGAAGACGCAGCUGCCCAGACUACUGAGCGCCCCUCCCUCGCCCAGGCCUUCCUGCCUACCCUUCCCUACCGGCCCACCGUGGGGCUCAUCCAGGAGACUCUGGGCAGCUGGGCUCUGACCUCCUUGGCCCGCGGCUUGCCUAACGGGACACCCCCGCCUCCCUGGGGACACUGUUCAUAAUUGCCACUAAUCUGUGUUUGCUGUAGUGACCAACGGCUCUUAACGUGUCUGUGUGACGACCGGCCCUCCUACAAAUGACCCUACCCACCCCGGGAGUCACCCCGAGGGCCCCGCACGCGUGCUGGAGCUGCCCAGUGACGCCGCCGGCUCCCUUUCCUCCUGACCUUGCCUGCCACAGAGCUAGCCGCAUCCUUCUGGAAGGCCCAAUGUGGGUGGCAACUGUGC